UCCUCCUGUCACCUGGGAUUCCCCCCACACAACACGUACUGCCCGUGGCCUCCCCUCUGCACCUACACGCACAGGAAGGAGCCCGGUCUCCCCCACCCGCAGCGAACCCAAACGGUGCAGAGGGGCUGAGCCAGAGCCGCUGACUUCCUCCCGGGCCAGGAGAGCACGGCAGCCGCAGGAGAUGUGCCGCGGGCGGCGCUGCUGGAGCCUCGGCUCCCUCCUGCUGCUGCUGCUGCUGCUGCUGCUGGGGCAAAACCUGGCUCUUCUCAUCGAGAUCCCGCAGGAUGCGGUCAAUGGCACCGUGGGGCAGUCCGUGCUCCUGCCCGUCUCCUACAGAGUCAACAGCUCCUUUCCCUUCCCACUGUCAAUUCAGUGGAAGUUUGGGAACAGCUCGCAAGUGCUCAUCACCUGCACGGUGCUGAACUGCUCCCUGGAUGCUGAAGGAGCUCCCGAGAAAUGCUCUGCACAAUAUUUCCCUCACAUCCCAUACCGGCACCGCAUUGAGGUCUUCCCUGAGAACGCAUCCCUGCUGCUGCGGGACCUGCAGCUCAGUGACAGCGGGGUGUACAGCAUUGCCUUCCAACAGCAAAUGCAAAGCGGGCAGAUCAGCCUGGCAGUGCACAAGCAGCAUGUUUCCACUGGGCAUCCUGACAAAGACACCAAGGCCCAAGACAUCUCCCGUUACUACACAAUUGGAGUUUGCUCCCUAAUCGGCCUCUUUCUGCUGCUCCUGGUCCUCUGCAUAUGGUGGCGAGGUGCACUGUGGAAGAAGAUGAGAACUAUUACACAGCAGCAGGCCUCAAACACAGAGGAUAUCCACAUGGAAAACACCAUGGUAGGGGACAUGGCAACAAUUUAUGCCACAGUUGGAGAAGACUUUGAAGAGACAAAGCCAAGAGCAUCACCAGAGACUCUCUACACAUCCAUAAACUUUCCUCAACUGCCUUCUGCUUUGGCUCCAAAAUUUGCUGCAGAGCCAAGGUGAUGCUGUUGCCACUCCGUCCAUUGUGAUCAGACCCUUGGUGAGCCCCCUCCUGCCCUUGGAGUGUUUAAGUGCUUGGAGCAACAGAUUAUGGAAGUGCAUUAGUUUGCCUCAAACCACAGUUUCUCUUGAAUUUGAGGAAUGAUCUGCUUUUAGUUUCAUCUUGAGAUUUCCAGAGAGCACAGAGACACUGAACGCAAGAGAAAGAUGCCUAAAGCAAAAGCAAAACAACAGUUCACCUAUGAGGAGCUCACUUCCAGAGACACGCCUUAAUUUGAGGGGUAAUGAACACUGAAUGUAUUUCAGACGUGCAUCCCAAAGUCCCUUACCAAUUGCUUGUCAUAUUAAAAGAAUGUACAAAGAUCUUUGGACCUGGUGUCCUUG
Messenger RNA from Phasianus colchicus (ring-necked pheasant), 1366 nucleotides. The record is from RefSeq and is a predicted model, not a curated record. NCBI's taxonomy places the organism in Eukaryota, Metazoa, Chordata, Aves, Galliformes, Phasianidae.